AUGGCUCCCUCCGCUAUCUCCACAGACCCAGUCUCUCAGCUCGAGAGCGAGUCUGUUGUGCUGAUUCAAGCCGCAACUUCAGAUGUCAAGUCCAAUCCACACUUUGAGCCAUCCAAACCUUCCAUUGAACCAGUCACCACCGAGAUCAAAUCUGAAGACUCGACAGAGACUUCUUCAGAGGUUGAUGGUUUCAUAGACACACCCCCCUCGGGACUUGUUGACAAGAAGGCCGAGGACACAAAAGCUCAAACCACUAAAUGGCUAUCACUCAACGAAGUCGUUCCCAGCGUUAGCGAGCCCCUUUCCGGUGCUAAGAAGCUACGAAAGAUGCUUUUUGAAACCGAUGAACUCAUUAUCUGCCCUGGUGUUUACGAUGGUCUAUCAGCCCGAACGGCCAUCGAGCUUGGAUUUAACGCCAUGUACAUGACUGGUGCAGGUACCACAGCCUCCCGUCUUGGACAGCCAGACUUGGCCAUUGCCCAGCUGCACGAGAUGCGGGAAAAUGCCGAGAUGAUUGCCAACCUUGACCCCUUUGGCCCUCCCCUGAUUGCCGAUAUGGAUACUGGUUACGGAGGUCCCAUCAUGGCCGCUCGUACUGUCGAGCAAUACAUCCGUUCUGGUGUAGCAGGCGCUCACCUUGAAGACCAAGUGCUGAUGAAGCGCUGCGGUCACCUCGGUGGAAAGAAAGUUGUCCCUAUCGACGAGUACAUUGCUCGUAUUCGGGCCGCCCACGGUGCCCGCGUCCGUCUCCAGUCCGACUUCGUCUUGAUUGCCCGCACCGAUGCUCUCCAGACCCUCGGCUACGACGAGUGCAUUCGCCGUCUGCGCAUGGCUCGUGACGAGGGUGCCGACGUCGGUCUCCUCGAGGGCUUCUCCUCCAAGGAGCAAGCCGCUCAGGCCGUCAAGGACCUUGCUCCCUGGCCUCUCCUGCUCAACUCCGUCGAGAACGGCAAGAGCCCGCUUAUCACCGUCGACGAGGCCCGGAAGAUGGGCUUCCGUAUCAUGAUCUUCAGCUUCGCCACCAUCUCCCCCGCCUAUAUCGCCAUCCGUGAGACCCUCAUGCGCCUGAAGACCCAAGGCAUUGUCGGCACGCCCUCACAUAUCACCCCCAUCAAGCUAUUCGAGGUAUGCGGCCUCAAACACAGCAUGGCUGUCGACAUGAACGCCGGUGGAGCCUCUUUCGCCGGAGACUUAUAG
Messenger RNA from Xylaria bambusicola, 1197 nucleotides. Its product is annotated as putative carboxyphosphonoenolpyruvate phosphonomutase. The record is from RefSeq and is a predicted model, not a curated record. Gene Ontology annotation, molecular function: catalytic activity. The coding region runs from base 1 to 1197 and encodes 398 amino acids. The transcript has 3 exons. Lineage: Eukaryota; Fungi; Ascomycota; Sordariomycetes; Xylariales; Xylariaceae.